Molecule: messenger RNA, 405 nt
Organism: Myotis davidii
Lineage: Eukaryota; Metazoa; Chordata; Mammalia; Chiroptera; Vespertilionidae
Product: keratin-associated protein 12-2-like
Cellular component (GO): keratin filament
Source: RefSeq, a predicted model, not a curated record
AUGUGCCACACCAGCUGCCACACAGGCGGCCAGGCUGGCUGCUGCUCACCCAGCUCUUGCCAGUCCUCCAUCUGCCUGCCCAUGAGCCGCAGGCCCACUGUGUGCACAGCCCCUUCCUGCCAGUCCUCCAUGUGCCUCCUCCCCUUCCUGCCAGUCCUUCGUGUGCCUCCCGUGAGCUGCAGGCCUACUGUGUGCACAGCCCCUUCCUGCCAGUCCUCCAUCUGCCUGCCCAUGAGCCGCAGGCCCACCGUGUGCACAGCCCCUUCCUGCCAGUCCUCCGUGUGCCUGCCUGUGAGCUGCAGGCCUACUGUGUGCACGGCCCCUUCCUGCCAGUCCUCCGUGUGCCUGCUGAGCUGCAGGCCCUUUGUGUGUGUGGCCUCCUCCUGCCAGCCCUCUGGGGAAUAG